Triticum dicoccoides is the source of this 1052-nucleotide messenger RNA. RefSeq names its product CASP-like protein 5A3. The transcript is spliced from 3 exons. The record is from RefSeq and is a predicted model, not a curated record. Gene Ontology annotation, cellular component: membrane. Bases 31 to 762 code for a protein of 243 amino acids. Lineage: Eukaryota; Viridiplantae; Streptophyta; Magnoliopsida; Poales; Poaceae.
GCAGUUUUGGGCCGACUCUUCACCGGCGGCAUGUUCCUGCGGCACAGCCACCCCGUCGUGCACCCGGACCCGGCGGCUCCCGCUCCGGCUGCGCAGGGCCAGGGGCCGGUGGCUCCCGCUCCGGCUGCGGUGCCGCAGGCGCAGGGACCGGUGGCUCCCGCUCCGGCUGCGGUGCCGCAGCCGCAGGGACAGGGGCAGGCGGCAGCUGCGGCGGCGCAGGCGCAGGGACAGGGCCCGGCUCCGGCCGCGGGAGCGCAGGGGCCGAACGCGAACGCGCCGCCGCCCGGGGUGCAGAUGGUGGACCCGCGGGGGGCGCCGGGGACGCGCUGGGGGCUCGCGGCCCGCCUCGCGCAGGCGCUGCUCGCGGCGGCCGCCGUCGCCUUCAUGGCCUCCACCGACGACUUCCGCACGCUCACCGCCUUCCGCCUCCUCGUAGCAGCAGAGUCUUUGCAAUGCCUGUGGAGCCUCGCCCUGGCCGCCGUGGACAUCUACGCACUUCUUGUCAAAAGCUCCUUCCGGACAGCCUGUGCUACCACCAUAUAUUCCACCGGGGACUGGGUCACUGGAGCACUGAGCUUCGCUGCAGCGAGUGGGUCGGCAGCCAUGACCACUCUCAUCAACAACGACCUGCUACUGUGCUCGGAGAACCACUGCCCGACCUAUAUGGCCGCUACCGCCAUGGCUUUCUUGAGCUGGUUCGCCAUCGCGCCGUCCUGUGUCAUUAACCUCUGGGCGGCGGUCUACAGCGUGCAGAGAGCAUAGUCUGCGGAGCAAGAACCAGGCUGUUUGACCAACUUAGGUGGCGCAUCUAAUAUAGUUAGUACUACUAACGACCGGUAUAUUAUCGAUAUUUCUGUAGUAAAAUCAGGGAGUAGCUUGAUGUUCAGAAGGGUGGUUGGUGAAGCUCUGCACUUUAUCUCCAGGAGCGUAUGUAUGCCAUCUUAUUAUGCGAGGCUGGCUGGGCUGGUGGUUGUGAUCUGGUGAUGAGCUGACUGGUGGGCUACUUGUGUAGAGCUCAAGGUUGCUGAUGAUAUGCUCAGUCUGUUUGCUCA